AUGACUCUUCUGGCAAAGAUAGACGGCAGUCCUUCACACCAUUUUGAACAUCCACAUUUGCAUCACUUAAACCACCUUGAGCCACUACCACCACCAUUGCAACUUGGAUUGCCAAAUCACCUUGAUUUUACUCCGACACCACUAGCAGAAGAAGCACUUCCCUGGAUACCGGCUCCAGCGCCAGUUUCAAUUGCACCAGCUCUAACUCCAUUAGGUCCAGCUCCAUCAGUUCCAGCUGCAGCUCCAUUAGUACCUGCUCCGAUACUACCUCAAAUUCCGGUUUGGACUUCACAAGCCUUACCAGCUGUAGCUCCAGCGCCACCUGUAUUUGCACCUGCAUCAUUUCUGCCGGCAUCUACUCCCAUCGUGCCAACCUAUACGCAACCCAUUCAUCAGCACUUGUCCACAGUAACACAAGUGCUUCCACCGAUCCUGGAAGCAGUACCAUUUGCUCCCAGGUAUCGUGCGAUCCUGGGGCCCAAAACCACUACCACUAAGGUUGCAAUUGGUUAUGCUUUCCCCAAACUUCUAUCCACACCACAUGCCCAUUUAAAAGCUUUGCCUUUAAAGCUAUCCCAUCACCAUCAUUCACUAUUUUAA
This is a messenger RNA of Drosophila willistoni, 600 nucleotides long. Its product is annotated as extensin. The transcript has a single exon. The coding region runs from base 1 to 600 and encodes 199 amino acids. Lineage: Eukaryota; Metazoa; Arthropoda; Insecta; Diptera; Drosophilidae. The record is from RefSeq and is a predicted model, not a curated record.